UUGCAAAAAAAAAAAAAAAAGCAACUGCUGGUUCAGACAGACAGACAGACAGACAGACAGAGAGAUCACACCAGCCAACAGCAAGACCUGGGAUAGCCAGCACCUCUUGGCUUGCCAUCGAAUGGACCUCUGUGACGGUCUUGAAGACAGCCUAUGCUAUUUAUGUUUUAUCGGACGCUGAACUCCACUCCACUGUGACUGCAAGUGGCUGGAUGAGCAAAUCGAAAUUACGUGUGCACCAACAAUUAAUGAAAACGUGCUGGAUAAUUCGUAGUAUCAAACUGUGGGGAUCUUGUUUGUUUGUUAUGAGACAGGACCUUGUGUAUCCCAAGUUGGCCUCAAACUUGAUAUGUAGCCAGAGAUGACCCUGAACCCAUGUCUCCACCUCCUAAGUGCCAGGGGGACAGAUUCGUGUUACCAUGCUUGGCUUUAAACUAUGAGGUCCUCAGGGAACCUAUCAUGAUUGCUAACACUAUCACUCUAGGAUGCAUUUUAAGGUUGAUGUUGUCAAAUAACAAAGAUUUAGGAACCGCCUCAACAUGCAAAGAUGGAUUUUUUUUUUUUUUUUGGUGAUGUAAGAUUCAUUAUCUGAUGAAAAUUUAGAUGGAUUAUUUCUUAUCAGAUUUAAGCCUGUCUGUCAAUGUACCAAGUGGGAUUUUUUUUUGUGCAUCGUUUCUAUAGACUCAAAUUUCAAUACCUAUUAUUUGGUUCAAUAGGAGAUCUUACAGCAGCAUAAUUCAGUUCUCAGUCACCACACUGUGUCAGCUGUCAACCCCAUGCCAUGAUCGUUCACCGGUGCACAGACACGCACAGACAUUGCACCUCAUGCACAGGACAGGUGUGCCUCAGGACCAGUGGCUGGCCGGCUUGACCAUCGGUCCCCAUGCAUCUGUUAUACGCUCACACUGAGGCUUACCAUUGUGAUCCUUCCAUGUCACCCACACGACGUUUUACAGAAGCAGACAGAAUUGAAGAGCAGGAAGUGGCCAGGAGAGACGAAGGCACGAUGGAGCAGUGAACAGGGCAGUGCUGCUACAGUCUCUGAGUGGAACACACGCGUGACGGCAGAAGACUGACGGGGUGGGGGUGGGGCGCAGGUCCCGCUGCUGCUCCGAGAAACGUUUCAGAGAAGCUUGGUGCAGGCAAGUUACCACCACCACCACCCAGGAACGAAGCUGUGACAAAAAGCACGAAUAUGUCCCCAAAGAGAGAAAAACUCCACAUGAAAGGAUAUAUCGUGAAUACAGGAAUGUUUUACAACAGUGAAAAAAAAAAUGAACCGUCCAACAAUAGAUGCCGAUCUAAAUUUAAGAGGGGUGGGACCAGUCACCCUGACACAGGAAGGACGUGAAGCGACAAACACUACUUAAAGGGCAAAGUGCUGAUCACGCUACUGUUGUUUUCAUGUUCAUGUGCGUACAAAUACACGUGGUUUGCAAGUGUGUGUCGUGUUUGUAUGUGUGUGGGCACCCACGUGUGUGGGCGCACGUGCUUGUGGAGGCCUGAGGUCGCUGUCGGUAAUCGCGCUGGAUCACUCCUUGUGUUGUUGUGUUCCCUUCUCCCCAUCCAACCUGGACUUUGCGGGGAUGUCUGGUCCCGCCAGCCAGCUUGCUCUGUGGAGUGUGGGCUGGAAUCACAGGCAGGCCAAGACCGCUGGCAGGCAUUAGGUCGGUUCUGGGAUCUGGACUCUAGUGGACACUUAAACCAUGGAACCAUCCAUCAACUCGGCCCCUCAGACUGCCUUGCUUUUUGACAGUGAAAUAAAACUCUCCGGUUCUCAGUGUAUAAGCUUUCGUUUUCUUGUGUGUUUAUAACUGGCAGCUGGAAGUUUUAAAUAUUUUAACAGAAUUUUAAAGGUCACAGAAGAGCCCUGACUUCCCUCUCAACCCAAUAUUAAAAACAGCCGGGAUAAAGGCACAUUACUUUCAGAAGAGCAGCAGCGACUAACACUUACCUUUCCUCUGGUACACAUGGGCUAUAAACAGUGCUAUGGGGUUACGGUUGUGCUAGCCGAAAACCCCAGAAGGACGCUCAGUGGCGAAGAGCACGCACUGCCCUUGCAGAGGUCCCAUUUUUAUUUCCAGCACCCAGCUUCCUGUUCUGGCCUCCAUGGGCACCUGCACUCACCUCCCACCCCAGACAUACACACAUUUCUACAAUUAAAAAUACAAUGACUCUUAAGCUAAGUUUCUAUAAUAGAUAAAACAGGGUAUUUCAGGGUCAGUGAGUUGACACAGUUGUCCUGCUUGAACCCAGGGCUCUACGUGGGGGGGAGAGAACUGACUCCCAUCAAUUGUCUUUUGACCACCAGACAUGCACAAAACAAAUCAAUGUAAAUAUAAUGGCUGACUGUUAAAAAUAAAAACAUUUCAGAUAUACUGCAGCUAAUCUAUUUUGCCACUGCUCAAUCUAUGUAUGCACACACAUGUAAAUAUAUACCAAUAAAUUAAGUCUGUUUUGUUUUGGAGACAGGAUCUCCAAAGGCUGAUGUACAAGCUGAGAGGGACCUUGCACUUCUUAUAUUAAAGAUUCAAUUUUUUUUUAUGUGUCUGUGUGCCCAUGGAGAGCCAGAGGUUACUGGCUCUCCUGGAGCUGGUUCUAGACAGCUAUGAACCCCGAUGUGGUGCUGGGAUGGAGCUCGGCCCAUGUUGUGGACUUCGAACAUAGAGUGUUCAACCACACAGCAUGAGUGUAGCGUGAGUCAGGAAACCACAGGUGGUGUUCAGGUGGUCUAAGGUCCUUUUAUUAUCAAAGAAGGAUUCUGCUUGAUUAGAGCGUUAUCUAGUUGUAAAAACCAGAAAGGAAUGUAUGUGAAGGUUUAAAACUGGUUAAGAGGCAUUGUAUGUAUAAGAACUGGAUACUAAUCUAACAAGCCAGAAAAGAGGAGAGAAAAAGAAAUGUAAUUGGGCAAAUGCAAAGCCUUUGGAGAGAGGGCAGAUAUCAUUCCAAAUAGGAUAGCCAUUAGGCACAGGAAAGGGGCUGAAAGUUCAGUUACGUUAAAACCAUCACUGGCUAAAAACAAAAACAAACAAAAAACCAUAGGGACUGUUAUUAGUAGGACUCAUUGAAGACGUAAUGGUAGAGAAAGGUUGAAAAUGAAGAUGUGUACCUUGGAGACAACAACCGAAAGAAAGCUGAUGUGUCUCCCAAAUGAACCAACCAGCCAAUGCACUUGACGGCAGAAAACCUUCCUGCGGACAAUGAGAGUUGAUGGUGGUGAACGGUUCAGCCAGCUAAACAGAUGUGGCUUUAAUUAAUAUGAAUCUUGAGACUGUGAGUCUUGAGACUGUAUGCAGUAGAAGUUGAGAGACCACAAAGAAAAAUCUGUAACUUGCCACGUGGGGCCGGCACCUAGAUACACUUCCCUAGACUUGGCAUGUUUAGUUGCAAAACACAUACUCUUUUCAAGCGUGUGAACUGGAUCUUAGUGUACAUAUGCAAAUAAAGACUGACAAGGCCUUACUCCCCCAGCCAGGCGAUGCUUUCAUCAAGGGUCCAAGGUGCUCAGGAUGCUUGUUCGGAACAAGCAUACAUACAUUAUUUGUAAGACAAAGAGUGGACUGGAUUGUCUCCGCCCUUGUGAGUUUACACCACCAGCUAUGGAGACUUGGAUUCCCAAGACACAUGAGACCAUGAGCCAAUGUUGCAGAGGAUUCUAGUUUAUCUCGUGUAAUUCUAUUCUAUAUAUUGCAAUGCCUAAUUGGGAGCCAAGGAAAAACAUUUUAAAUUUUCCAGUAAAUGGCAGUGCUAGGAUUCAAACCUGAGGGUUUUUUUUUUUUUUCCUGUGCAGUGAAUCCAUUUCAGAAAGUACUUAUUCUCUUGAGACUGGAAGGAAGGAGGGAAGGAAGUAUGCUCACAGGAGAAUCUGUAAUAGUAUUUGGGAGCUAUCCUGUACACACUGACAAAGGCUUUAAGUACCUGUGAUGUGGGAGUGCUACACACCGGGCACAACCGGUGUGUGAGCUGUCUUGGAAGGGGAAGACUGUGUCCCGGUAAGGCUGGCUGAAAUGACCCAGCAGGCACCCUGCACACUGGAAACGAAGAUGCCUCUCCUAUGUGACAUCUUACGGCACUGGAAACCCUUUCCUGUGAGUUCAAGCUGGCUAUUUUCUCAUUACUUAUGGUUCUUGAAAUGAAUCCGGGUUUCAAAAGGCAGCCAGCCUUUCACAGCCAAGUGAAGGUCAAGUGGUACAUUCUCUCCACUCUCAAGUUUUUCAAAUGUGCAUCUGCUUUACGGCUUAACAUGGGAAGAACACUCAGAUAAGUGUAAUUACACAGUUUUCAAUCAAUUAUUUAAAUAUAUUCAGCAUUGUAAUGAUUAGGCCCACAUUCUCUUUUAUCAUGUCCUAUCGUAUUUUCUGGCUUGGCCUACUCGCCUCACAGUUCAUUUUCCUCUCAAUUUUUCCACAUUAUCUCCUCAGCCCCACAGCUUUGCUCCAAGACAGCCCUUAAACUUACCUUUCCAAAAUGAAGACUUGAGGUGGAAGGGAAGGGGGACAGCAGGAGGAGUUGGGGGGAUGAAGAGGGGUGUGAUGGGAUAAAAAUGAAGUAUAUGCAUGAAAAUGGCACUAUCAAACCCAUUUCUUUGUAUAUGAAAUUAAAAAAAUAGUUACUGGGGGCUUGGGAGACGGCUCCAUGGAUAAAGCACUUGCCCCAGAAGCAUGAGGAGCAGGGUUGGGACCCUCAGCACCUACAUAAAAGCUGGGUGAUCAGGUGGGAUCCCCAGAACCCACAUAAAAGCUGGGUAGGCAGGUGGGAUCCCCAGCACCCACAUAAAAGCUGGGUGGACAUGAGCCUGCCUGUAAUCCCAGCUCUCUGGAAGCAGAGACUGAAUCCCAGGAGCAUGAUGGCUACCUAGACCCACCCUGUGGGCCAUGAUCCCUCUGGGAAUCGAACGACCCUUUCACAGGGGUCACCUAAGACCAUAGGAAAACAGUUAUUUACAUUACAAUUCAUAACAGUAGCAACAUUACAGUUAUGAAGUAGCAAUGAAAAUACUUUUAUGGUUGGGGGUCACCACAACAUGAGGAACUGUAUUAAAGAGUCACAGCAUCAGGAAGGUUGAGAACCUCUGCACUAGCAGAUGAAAACAGCUAAAGGUAGGAGAGUGCUUGCCACAUCUGAGGAAAUUAAGAAGACCAGUGCGGAUGGGAUAGAUGGAGUGAGGAGCAGCGGGGUAGGAAACGUGGUUUAAAAUAGUGAGGGUAGGGGCUUGGGGACUUGGUUCAAUGGUGAACCACCUGCAUGUGGGUUAAAUCUCCAGCAUUGAGGAAAACCAUCCAAUUAACCAAACAACCAGGGGCCUGGUUAUGAACACGCCAGACACAUUUGUAAGUGAGUUGAUGUCUUUGGACUUUAAAUGUGGUGGGAAGUCACCUGACAUUUCCAAGCAAAGGAGCAAAAUAGUGAGGUUCCUUCUGCUCUGAAGAGCAUAGGGCAGAGGGUGGUAGAGGCAGCAGGCUGAAUGUAACAAUGGGAAACCCGAGAAGGAGCCAGCAGAGUCAGGAAAUGUUCUGAAGGUGGAGAUGGUAAGGACUGCUAAUGGGAUGAGUAUGUGGCAGCUUGAGCCAAAAGAUUCUGGGGUUUGGCACAGGAAUGAGACACCUAGACAGGAUUAAGUUUAGGGGAAAAUAUCGGUAUUUCACUAUUAGAUUCUGGAGCUAUGGUUGACUUUCAAGUUCUUGUGAUCCAUGACCUCUAAUAGUGACAAAUGAUGUUAGUUUUUACAGGACCAUUUGUAAGCAGAAGUCACGGGGUAGGAAACAGAAGAAAUAAACCUGUUCCUCAGCAAGCCCCAGACAGUCAAGAGAUUAAAAAGGACUGGCCCCUGAGCCUGUCUCAUAUACACCAUGAUUUCAGGGCAAGAGGGGUCUUCUUUCUUCCAAAAUAUUUUCCCAAUUUUUGAGUUAUUUUGCUGUGAUGAUGUUAUAUUGUUUGUACAAGAAGUGGGUUUCAUGAUGGCAUUUCCGUGCACAUAUAUAGUGUGUCCUAAAUUGCUUUCUAUUGAUUUGAUAAAUACCAUGGCCAAAAGAAACUUAGAGAGAAAAGGGUUUAUUUCAUCUUCCAGCUUACAGCCCGUCAUGAAAGGAAGUGGAGACCUGGAGGCAGACUGAAGCAGAGGACAUAGAAGAAUGCUGCUUACUGGCUUGGUCCCUUUGAUAUGCUCAGUUUGCUUUCUUAUACAGUUCAGGCCCACCUUCCUAGGGAGGGGAGCCUGGGCCCUCUUAUAUCCAUCAUUAAUCAAGAAAUGACCCAUCGGCUGGGUGGUGGUGGUGGUGGUGGCAGUGGUGGUGGCGGCGGCGGCGGCGGCGGCAGUGGUGGUGCACGCCUUUAAUCCCAGCACUCGGGAGGCAGAGCCAGGCGGAUCUCUGUGAGUUCGAGGCCAGCCUGGGCUACAGAGCGAGAUCCAGGACAGGCACCAAAGUUCCACAGAGAAACCCUGUCUCGAAAAACAAAACAACAACAAAAAAAAACCCCCAAAAACAAACAAAUAAACAAACAAAAGACCCCUAGAUAUGUCCAGAGGCUCAUAUGAUGUGGGAAACUCCGAAAAUGAGGUUCCCUCUUUCCCAGGUGACUCUAGUUCAUGCCAAACUGACAAAAACUAAGCAGUACAGUGUGUGUGGAUUGCACUGGGCUCAUGCCCUCUCCUGCCCCCUUUCUCCCCAGGACUCUCCUUUCUACCAUCCUUUCCCCUUUCUUCCUUCAGAAUUUCUGACUUUAAGUCAGAUUUAUUCCACAACUAGAGAACUAAAUCUGGAGAGAUGUUCAGCAUGUACGUGUUUUGGUCAAAGUGUUAAUGGAGCAGAGGAAGGUCCUGUGUGUUCAAAAGGAGGAACACGUUGGCAGUAUUAAGAGAAAGGAGGUGGAUACCACAAAGAUUUCACACACUUCCUGGGAUCCCCCCUCUGUGUCUUAAUGUUUUAGUGAGAAAACAGAAAGGAUUGCUGGUGUUGAGAAGAACCCUCCAGGUUUCUCCCAAGUGGGAGGUGUGCAGCAGGACCUUUCUUUCCUUUACCAACUUUUCAAGUCUUUCUAUUUUUCAACUCUUAGGAGUGCUCUCCAUGCGGAAGGUCUACAUGGCAGAGCUUGUCACCUCUGUGUCAGGGACACAGAGAGUGUUGGAUAACUAUACAAGUCUCCAUUUGAUGUUCGGGGCGUCCUGGGGAAAGCUGCAACAUUUAACCCUAGUCUUUUUUGUGAUGUAUUCUUUUUUUUUUUUCUGAUCACCAGUCAUGUAUACUUUUUGCAGGGCGCUUAAAAGAUCCAAAAACUCUUUAAAGUCUUACUAAAUAGAUGAACAUUGCAACAAUAUUUUGGCACCCUUCCCUCCCAGUGUAAGCAUUUUAUUCUUCCACAAUUGAGCUCUGUAGUACAUGAGCACCUUCAUGUCCUGCUCUUACCCUUAACGUCAUGAUGUACUUUUAUCUGAUGCUUAUGGCUAACUCAUCACCUUCAGCUUCACAAUGAUUUCCUUGAGGUAAUUUCAGAUUAUCUACAAUCACCAAUACUAGAUGGUAAACAUUUCUUCACAAGUGUUUCCAAGAAAGUGGCAGAUUAAGGAUGUUUUUUAAACACCCUGGUGUACUCUGCUGUAUCAUUUCCCAGACGGUUGUUACUGAAGGGGUGGGGGCGGGGAGACUACUGGAGCGUUUGGAUAACAUGUGGCGAUGCUGUUUGGGUCAGGGGAAAAAGCCUUCCUGGCAAGGGUCUAUCUUAAAGUAUUAGAACCCUUCACCUGUCUUUCCACAUCACGAAUAUUUCUGGGUCAUGAGAAGGAAGAAUAAAAGGAAGGACUGAGAGAAAUUUGAGUUAGAAGUUGUGUCAUACAUAACGGACAUGUUAGAAAUGAUCAACUUGGAAACCGAGUUUAUCAACCUGCUUAGGAUCCUAGCAUUUUAAUCAUUCAGGAUAUGAAUUUUGAUUGCAAAAUAUCACACUUACUGUACACGACUCCAUGCUCUCUAACGGGAAGCACCCUAACUGCUGUUCUUAAUCCAGUCCUUAGAAUACAAGGGGACUGAUCGGAAAACCCGAGAAUCUAGUGUGUGUGUCUACUGUAGGACUUAUUGCUCAGUGUGAGAGUCAGUUAAAGAAGUAGUUUGAAGUUACAGGUAUAAUAGAAAGGUAUUGGAAUCUGCAAGGCUUUGGCUUGAAUUUGUACUGUGUAACUCUUGCUAGUCAUCUGCUGUCUUUCUGGCUUAAUCUACCUAUUGCGUAGAGUAGACAUCUUGCUGGUGUGUGUGUGUGUGUGUGUGUGUGUGUGUGUGUGUGUGUGUGUGUGUAUCUCUUUCCUUAAGCAGUGUCCUCCAUGUAAAAUUAUUUCACUGACGGGACUCUUAGCCGGAAUUCCACUAUAACUGUGCCCGAUUCUCCCGCCAGUUUUGUUGAGUGAGGAGCACUGAGCACAGUUCUUUCUCCUUCCUGUUCUCACAUUACACAGGUUUUUGUUACAAAGGUUGGCACCGUACCCCUGCCGAAUACUGGCUAAUUAUUUCACUGUUCAGUUAGUAUCACAAACUUUCAAAUCUCUUCCGGUUCUUAACAACAACCAAGUGCCGGGCUGGUGGCAGGGGGCCAGACGACAAUCUGUUGAGUUUGGUCUACCAGAACAUCUUUUGCAGUUGUCUCUUGUCAUGUCCAGGGAAGCAGAUGCGAUGCCGAUUCUACCAGCAUUUCUCACUCAAUCUCCUCCAUGCUAAACAGGCCAGUUAGGCAGUAAGUCAUGUCUCUGGGUAGCUCAAGUGGAAAGUGUGAACAGAGAAACCACUUUAUGUGAGGACAGCCGAAAAUUAGAUCCCUUCCCCUCCCCACUCCUCUUCCCCCAGGGGAGGAGGCACUUAUCAGCCAAGAGCUCGGUGCCCGAACCGUGCAGCGUCCUGAGCUCCAGAGGUUUGCCAGCACGCACGAUCUGCGGCGCCGAGAGCCCUUCUCCCCAGAUGAAUUCUCAUAGUAUCACAGACGCGCGCAGUCCGGAUCGAUACUGGAUGGCAGACGUGCUCCCGCCGUCAAGUGUAGGCACAGGGCGGUGGAUUUCGCCGCCCCGCAGUUCGCUCGCUGCUUCUCAUCAGCUCAGUCCCGACGGAGGACGGUUAACCCGUUCCCGCACCGACUCCCGCCCUGUCGCGGCGGCCGUCCCUCCACUGUCCUCCCCGCGGCGGCCGAGCCUUUCAGCCCGACGCCCCGGCGCGGGCUCGGUCGGCUCCCCGCGCCUGGCGGGCUGGUGGCGCCGGGUUCCCCAGCGCGCGGUCCCUGGGGGCUGGACAGGGCGCUCCGAGCCCCUCGCGCCCGCUCGUCUUCCCGCGUCUCGGUCCCGGUGCCCCGGUGGGCGAAGGCCCCGCCCCGGGACCCGCUCCCACUCCUGAUUGGCCGGCGCAGCUCGAGGGGCCCAGCCCGGCCCGGCCCGGCGUCUCAGCUAUAAAGCCGGUAGCCGCAUGCCCGGCCCGGCCCAGCCCGCCUAGCUCCGGGGCUCGCCCGCGCACCCGACCCACCAUGCCGAGGGGCUUCCUGGUGAAGCGAACCAAGCGCUCGGGCAGCUCCUACCGCUCGCGCCCGACCGAACCGCCUUUCCCGCCGCCGGGUCCCCGCGCUGCUGCACCGCCCUCGCCCGACGAGCCCGCCCGGGGACGGUCGGGGUCCCCCUGCCUCGCGCCCGCGCGGGACGGCGCCGAGUGGGGCGCGGGUGGCGGAGACGGCCCGGGACCCAGCCCCGCGAGGCCGGCGGGCCCCGAGCUGCGCCGCGCGUUCCUGGAGCGCUGCCUGCGCUCGCCCGUCUCCGCCGAGUCCUUCCCCAGCGCCACCGCCUUCUGCUCCGCGGCGCCCGCGGCCGCGACCUCGGGGGAGCAGUUGGUGCCGCCUCGGGCCGCCGUCCCCGUCUCCGUCCCCGCGCCCGCGCCCGCCCCGCAGGGUCUCCAGCGCCGCGGCAAGGGCGCCCUGGGCUGCGUGUCAGCGGCGCCCGCGGCCGUCAGGAAGCCUAAGGCGGUGAGGAGGCUGAGCUUCGCAGACGAGGUGACCACGUCCCCGGUGCUCGGUCUAAAGAUCAAGGAGGAGGAGCCCGGGGCGCCGGCGCGGGCUCUGGGCGGCGUCCGCACGCCGCUGGGGGAGUUCAUCUGCCAGCUGUGCAAGCAGCAGUACGCGGACCCCUUCGCGCUGGCUCAGCACCGCUGCUCCCGCAUCGUGCGCGUCGAGUACCGCUGCCCCGAGUGCGACAAGGUCUUCAGCUGCCCCGCGAACCUCGCCUCCCAUCGCCGCUGGCACAAGCCACGUCCCGCGCCCUCCUGCGCCGCGAGUAAACCUCCCUCCGCGCCGUUGACCCCUCCGGACCCUUCCCUGGCAUUGGGCAAGGAGAACGGCCGCGUGCUGCGGACCGACGAUCAGCACCCGCAGGCCCGGGACAGCUCCGGGGCCGGUCAGCACCGGGACAGCGCCACUCUCCCAGGCCUGCAGGCGCUGGUGCACCCAGAGGCAGCACGAUCGCAGGUCCCCUACUCCGAGGUGAUGCUCGGGCGCCGCGGUCCCGGGCCAGGCGGUGCCAGCGCGGGGGCGACAGCCGAGGUCUUCGUGUGCCCGUAUUGCCACAAAAAGUUCCGUCGCCAAGCCUAUCUGCGCAAGCACCUGGGCACCCACGAGGCGGGCCCGGCCCGUGCACCAGCCCCGGGCUUCGGCUCGGAGCGCACAGCCCCGCACGCCUUUGCGUGCCCGCUUUGCGGGGCGCACUUCCCGUCCGCGGAUAUCCGAGAGAAGCACCGGCUAUGGCACGCUGUCCGCGAGGAGCUGCUACUGCCCGCCUUGGUCGGGGCUCCAUCGGAAGCGGGCCCCGGAGGGGCGUCCGACGGUAGCACGCAGCAGAUUUUCUCAUGCAAGUACUGCCCAUCCACUUUUUUUAGCUCCCCGGGCCUGACCCGGCACAUCAAUAAGUGUCACCCCUCAGAAAGCCGGCAAGUGCUGCUGUUGCAGAUGCCACUGCGGCCUGGCUGCUGAGGGGACUGAGGCCUGGCGAGAUUUCGAGAAUGGCUUGGAGAAAACAAUAUGGGAACUCCUGUGGGGCUUUCUUCAUCUUGCAAUUUCCUCUUUCCUUCCCAUGCCUUCCCUCUUAAAACUCUCCCGGUCACGAUCCGCCCGGGGAGAAGGCGGCGAGAUGUAAAACCCCCUCUCUAGAGCAGGUAUGUAUCUGGCAUAAAAAUCUAUGGUCAAAGCUGACAGCUUUAAGUCCUCAUUUCCCCACUAAAACAGGACAUCCCUUUCCUUAAAACGAUGGAGACCCCAAUGAAUCCUCUAUGGUUUGUAGUUCCUAUGGAAAGUCGCAGUGAACGCGUGCAAGUCAGUGUGUACACAAGGUUCUACCUAAAGUGGUAGUCGCCAACGUUUUUCUCUCUUGCCACCUCAGGCACUUAGGUCGUUUCUGUCUCAACAGGGUCAGAUUUCUUGCCUUGUAUAUUCUGUGAAUCAAGCUAUGUGACUGAUGCCAAACUUGCAGGGAAGGAGGACCUACCCUUGUAGACAGACAGGAAUACAAGAGGAUGUUGCUGUCUGGUGUGAAACUUUCUUUCCUCAUUCGGAUGUAUUAGUUCCUCUUUAAAAUUAGGUUUUGGAGGUGGGGAAGCUGCUGCUUAGUGGGAAGGAGUUGGUGUGCUCUCUCAAUUAUUUACCUGUUUUAUGUGCUGCACCCAGGAGGAGCUACUUAAUUUUUUUCUUUACAUAAUUUUUUUUUGAAAUACCAUACUCAUUCCUAAAGUUUGAAUGUUUUAGAAAGAUUUAAUUCCAAUUAUGUAACGAUUAUGCUGUAAAUCUGCUGCAUAUUACAUCAAAAACUGUUCAACUUAAGGAGGAUGUUAAUACCUGUAAUCCACCAUGGAACUGAAUGUCAAUUCACUCAAUAUCCUAUAUUUCUUUGCAGGAGCAACGUUUGAAUUUUUUUGUAAAUCAUAUUCAAUGUAUAUUCUGUAUCGAUUCCCUCAAUAGCCAGAGUCUGGGACAUUGGCUGAGCGUUGUCCAACAAUAGAUUUGUAAGCUGCUUCCGCCAAAUAAAUGUACUGCGUAGACUGUAGCUGUUUUCGUCUGUUUUGGAAGUGGUUGAACACAGUGUAUUUUCAAAGGCACAUCUCUUACCUUCCCAAUACCAGCAUUCAACUUUGGAAUCUUAGGGACUUAUCUUGACAGAACACAAAGGCAGGUAUACAAAGGAUGGUAUACCUUGCAAAGGACUAUAACAGUGCUGAAUUGCAAGUCGAGCUGCACACUGCAGCUCCAUGGAGGAGAGAAUAGGACUGUUUUUGUUGGUUUUAAGUCUACUCAAUAGUGUUACCUGGAGAUAACAGAAAUUAUAAAUGGUGACUAUUUUAAGUCUGUAUUUUCUGUUUAUCUUGUUACAUGUUAUCAAUCCAAUAGAAAUACAUAAGGAGUUAAGUUUGAUUUUCCUUUGAAAAAUUCUUCCUGUCGGCUAUGGGAAACUCAACUGUUUUAAACACAUUCCUACAGGAUCUCUUUACUCAUUUGAUUGUUUUAUUUAUGAGCAUUAAUUAAAAAAAAGCAAAUUAGGAACUCUAAAAAUUUACUAAGAAAAAUUUGGUAGAAAGUUUUAUUCCUGAAAGUAUAUUAAAAAACACUAAAAAUUUCAAAAGUCAAAUGUCAUGAGAUAGAUGCAUUGAUUUUGGUCAAGUUUCUGUCCAGACUUAGGAAGUGGAGGACUUUCUGUGCUCAAAUGGACAGUGGGAGGACUUUUGAGAAGUACACUGGGAUGUUUCUGAAAACA
This is a messenger RNA of Peromyscus californicus insignis, 12751 nucleotides long. RefSeq names its product INSM transcriptional repressor 2 (gene Insm2). The coding region runs from base 9493 to 10980 and encodes 495 amino acids. Gene Ontology annotation, biological process: negative regulation of transcription by RNA polymerase II; regulation of cell cycle process; neuron differentiation. NCBI's taxonomy places the organism in Eukaryota, Metazoa, Chordata, Mammalia, Rodentia, Cricetidae. Gene Ontology annotation, cellular component: transcription repressor complex; nucleus. The record is from RefSeq and is a predicted model, not a curated record. The transcript has a single exon. Gene Ontology annotation, molecular function: DNA-binding transcription repressor activity, RNA polymerase II-specific; RNA polymerase II cis-regulatory region sequence-specific DNA binding.